Messenger RNA from Zea mays, 1966 nucleotides. RefSeq lists its product as uncharacterized. Lineage: Eukaryota; Viridiplantae; Streptophyta; Magnoliopsida; Poales; Poaceae. The coding region runs from base 101 to 1597 and encodes 498 amino acids. Gene Ontology annotation, molecular function: UDP-sulfoquinovose:DAG sulfoquinovosyltransferase activity. Gene Ontology annotation, biological process: sulfolipid biosynthetic process; glycolipid biosynthetic process. Gene Ontology annotation, cellular component: chloroplast envelope. The transcript is spliced from 9 exons. The record is from RefSeq and is a predicted model, not a curated record.
CCAAGAACAGUUUCUGUAGUUUCGGCUGCGAGCCUGACCGAGACAGACACACACCAGAGGGAGAGGGAGACGGAGAGAAGGGCGAGCGGCACUAGCAAGCAUGGCGGCGGCCGUCCUAGCGCCCAAGCCGCCUCCUCCGCUGCCUACCAGGGCCUUUCCUUCCUCAUCCCCCUCGCGGUUUGCCCCUGCCUUCAUCUCCCCGCGUCAUCCCCUGAGAAGAUUGCUCCUCCGCCCCAUUCCGUGCGCCUCAUCGCCGUCUUCCGUCUUGAUGCCGAACCCGGACCUCGAGACUGAGCCUGCCCACGAUGGAGAUGGAGAUGGAGAUGAGGCGCCGCCGGAGUCCAGGCCCCGCCGCAUCGCCCUUUUCGUCGAGCCGUCUCCCUUCGCCUACGUCUCCGGCUACAAGAACCGCUUCCAGAACUUCAUCAAGUACCUACGGGAGAUGGGCGACGAGGUGAUUGUGGUCACCACGCACGAGGGCGUGCCUCAGGAAUUCCACGGAGCCAAGCUAAUUGGCUCAUGGAGCAGCUUCCCUUGCCCCUGGUAUCAAAAGGUUCCGCUGUCGCUGGCCCUCAGUCCUCGAAUCAUCGCAGAAGUUGCUAGAUUCAAGCCUGACAUUAUUCACGCCUCUUCACCUGGGAUAAUGGUAUUUGGCGCGCUUAUCAUAGCAAAGUUGCUCUGCGUCCCUCUGGUAAUGUCAUACCACACCCACGUUCCAAUUUAUAUACCCAGAUAUACUUUCAGCUGGCUUGUCAAGCCCAUGUGGCUAAUAAUAAAAUUCUUGCACCGAGCUGCAGACCUCACACUGGUACCAUCUGUUGCUAUCGGCAGGGAUCUUCAAGCUGCUCGUGUUACAGCAGCCAAUAAAAUACGCCUUUGGAACAAGGGUGUUGACUCAGAAAGCUUCCAUCCUCGUUUCCGCAACAUGGAAAUGCGUUCAAGGCUAACGAAUGGUGAACCAGAAAAGCCACUUGUAUUUUAUGUUGGACGCUUAGGAGUUGAGAAAAGCUUGGAUUUUCUUAAGAGAGUCAUGGACCGACUUCCAGGAGCAAGGAUUGCAUUUAUUGGAGACGGACCAUUCAGAGCUGAGCUCGAGCAGAUGUUCUCAGGUAUGCCGGUGGUGUUCACGGGCACGUUGCAAGGGGAGGAGCUAUCACAGGCCUAUGCCAGUGGGGAUGUGUUUGUGAUGCCUUCCGAGUCAGAGACACUGGGGUUUGUGGUGCUGGAGGCCAUGUCAUCAGGAGUUCCGGUAGUCGGGGCUCGCGCCGGAGGAAUACCUGAUAUCAUACCUGAGGAUCAGGAGGGGAGGACCAGCUUUUUGUACACACCAGGGGAUGUGGAUGACUGUGUUGGCAAGAUCAAGCGGCUCCUGUCGAGCGAGGAACUGAGGGAGGCCAUGGGGAGAGCUGCCAGGAAGGAGAUGGAGAAGUUUGACUGGCGAGCGGCGACGAGGAAGAUCCGCAACGAGCAGUACAGUGCUGCAAUCUGGUUCUGGCGCAAGAAGAGGGCACAGGUGCUGCGGCCCCUCCAAUGGGUGCUGCGGCUGCUGAGGCGGACAAUGCCAGGAGCUGCCGAUGCCGCAGCGAAGCAAUCCUAGGAGAGGGGGGCUACUAUGGUUGAUGGUCCUCUUUUUUCCCAUUCCUUGUAUUAUCUCCGUUUUCGAAUAUUUGUCGUCCGCUAGUUCAUUUUUAACUAAACAGCGACAAAUAAAAAAGAACGACGAGAGUAUAAAAUGGGCUAAGGAGGCCAUGGCAGAUGAUUGGAUAUGUUUCAGGAUUAGAGGGGAGGAAGGUCAAGCUUCAACAUUCCAAUUCACUGAAGAAUAUAUAAUGUACGUUUAGGACUGUUAGGUUGUAAAUCGUCAAAGUGUCUAUGUAAUGCUUCUUCUUGGCAUGCUACACUAUAUAGUACUAAUAUUGAUCCUUUAACAGGAAUUGGUGUGCAGUCAGACAAUGAUAAUAAUAUA